UCUCGCUCUGUGAUGCUAAUGUCAACUCCUGUCUUCUCUCCUUCAACCACUUCUUUUUCUAAUAUAUUCAGAUCCAUGGUUUUUUUAUUUUCGGUUAACCUUUUCCCUUUGCGUGCUCUCUAAAAAGAUCCUCCAAAACAAAUAUUAUUCACGUCUUUUUCAUGACCGCCAGAUUCUUUCAGCUACCAGAACCGGUAUCAGGCUUGCGGUAUGUCUGAUUUCAAGCUAGAUGUAGUUCUUGGCCAGGAUUUUCCGGAGCCUGGUUUUAGGCCUGAAAAGGGAAAAACGAUUUCAGGCGCUGAAAAGAUUAAUGCUGCAGUGUACAAGAUUUUUAGUGUUAAUUUUGCAGGACGGAGAGCUAAAAGUGACGGGUUCUUUAGAGGGAAUGGAGCAGAUAGUGACAGUCUCGGUCUCCCAAAUGGCGGGGAUGGAAAACGUGAACAUGGAUCAGGAAAAAAAUAUGGGCCUCUUAUAUCUGGAACGGCUUACUGCAUUUCGUCUUGUGGCAUGAUACUGUUGAAUAAAAUUGCUUUAUCAACUUAUAAUUUCAAUGCAGGGAUAUCACUUAUGUUUUACCAAAAUUUGAUCAGCUGUCUUGUUGUUGCUGUACUGAGCUUGUCUGGGGUAGUUUCAGUUGAAAAACUCAACUGGAAACUAGUAAGGGUAUGGAUCCCUGUCAACGUAAUCUUUGUUGGCAUGCUUGUAUCAGGCAUGUAUAGUUUGAAAUACAUAAACAUAGCGAUGGUUACAAUAUUGAAGAAUGUGACCAAUAUUAUAACAGCAAUUGGGGAAUUGUAUAUUUUCCGGAAACAUCAGAAUCAGAAAGUAUGGACUGCCAUGUUUUUGAUGAUCAUCUCUGCCAUUAGUGGUGGUAUCACAGACCUUUCCUUUGAUUCCAUGGGUUACACAUGGCAAAUCAUGAAUUGUAUUUUAACAGCCUGCUACUCGCUUACCCUGCGCAAGGUGAUGGACACGGCAAAGCAGUUAACCAGAAGUGGAUCUCUUAAUGAAAUCUCAAUGGUCCUACUGAAUAAUUUGUUAUCUCUACCUUUCGGUAUCAUCUUGAUUCUGCUAUUCGAUGAAUGGGAAUACAUAAUAACUACGGAUGUGAUUAAAUUACCAAUGUUUUGGGUUGUUGCAACAGCCAGUGGAUUACUUGGACUUGCCAUUAGCUUCACCUCCCUGUGGUUCCUACAUCAAACUGGCCCCACAACUUACAGUCUGGUGGGUUCCCUUAACAAGAUUCCCUUAUCUUUUGCUGGUCUUGUUCUGUUCAAGGUUCCACUCAGUCUACCAAACCUUUUCAGUAUAUUUUUCGGUCUAUUUGCUGGAAUAUUCUUUGCCAGGGCUAAAAUGUCCUGAUCCCAGAAUCAGAUUUUUGGUAAUCUUGUUAAACAAUUAUAUUAGUAGUCAAAAUUAAAGCUUUAUAUAUAAGUGGAUUUACUAAUUAUUAGAGGAACUAAGAAUUAAGGGAUUUGGAAAGCAAGCUGCUUUUGAAAACCGCAAGCCUGAACAACAUGAAUAUUGUGGUUGCUCAUUCAUGAGGGUGGGAGUUGUCGUAUGGGAAGGUCUCCGCGUCCUUUUCUAUUACCGGAAGAAGGGAAAAUACUGAAUGUCGUCUUUGGAUUCAUUACUCAAUGUUGCUUAUGCUCUAUGAUGAUUUUCCUUCCAUAACUUUUACCUGUACUUGACAGAUGCCAUAGAAAAUGGGCUGCUAAUUAAGCUUGUUCAAAAAUCAGACAAGUCAUAAUUAUUGCCAUGUUGGCAUCCGAAUUUCAUGGGUAUUUGAACAUCGUUGAUGUAAAAUUUAUCAUGGAUGCAGUUCAUAGAUCGUACUUUCUUCAUAC
Molecule: messenger RNA, 1847 nt
Organism: Populus nigra (black poplar)
Lineage: Eukaryota; Viridiplantae; Streptophyta; Magnoliopsida; Malpighiales; Salicaceae
Product: GDP-mannose transporter GONST2-like
Exons: 10
Coding region: 211-1362 (383 amino acids)
Cellular component (GO): Golgi apparatus
Molecular function (GO): GDP-mannose transmembrane transporter activity; antiporter activity
Source: RefSeq, a predicted model, not a curated record